AAAUCCAAAUUCCGGCAAACAAAUAAACCAUAAACCGCCACAAAAACCCCCCGACAAGACCAGACCAGACCAGAGCUCACUUCUAAUGGCUGCCCUACUCCACACCACCACCGCAUCCCCCUUCUUCCAUUCUCGCAGCACUCGCCCCUUCUUCUCGCCAUCCCAUCCUCCUUCCAAUCUCUCAUUUCGUUCCUCAAUCCCCAAUUGUUCCUCUCCUUCCAUUUCCCCAGUGAUUUCUCAGCGUUCCCACCCAAUCAGGCUCACUUAUCUUGAGGGGAAUAGUUGGUUGUGGGAUAUGGCUGGGUUGAAUCUUCUGGUUGAUCCUAUCCUGGUGGGAAACUUGGAUUUUGGUUUUCCAUGGCUCUAUGAUGCUGCAAAGAAGUUUGUCAAGAAUUUCAAACUGGAUGAUCUCCCUGAACUGGAUUGCUUGUUGAUAACUCAAAGCCUUGAUGAUCACUGCCAUGUAAAAACACUGAAGCCGCUUUCCAAGAUGUGUCCUCAUUUGCAGGUUGUGGCCACUCCUAAUGCUGAACCCAUCUUGGGGUCACUCUUUAGCAAUGUUACUUAUCUAGAGCCUGGUCAAAACUUUGAGAUUGGUGGAAGAAAUGGCGGCAAGGUUGAUAUAAUUGCUACUGCAGGUCCAAUACUCGGGCCUCCUUGGCAACGGCCAGAGAAUGGGUACAUUGUCUCAUGUGGACCGAGAGACUUAUCCCUUUACUAUGAACCGCAUUGUGUAUAUAACCAGUCAUUUUUACAGAAAUACAAGGCAGAUAUAAUCAUCACUCCGGUUAUAAAGCAAUUGUUACCGGCAUUUACUUUAGUGUCUGGACAAGAAGAUGCAGUUCAGCUUGCCAAGUUGCUGCAAGCCAAAUAUAUAGUUCCAAUGAAGAAUGGGGACCUAGAUGCAAAAGGGUUUCUCUCUACCAUUUUAUUUGCGGAGGGUACAAUAGAUUCAUUCAAGGAACUUUUGUCCAGAGAGUUGCCUGAAGCAUGCGUGUUGGAGCCCACACCUGGUGUGCCGUUUGAAAUUUCACUUGCACCAAGUGUCAAAUAGUGUGACAUUCAUAAAGUCUAGAUGACAUUUUCGGGGUAUGAAAUUACCUGCAGUUGGAUUAGGAAUAUUGGAGUAAUAAAAGAAAGGGACAUGCACAAACUGCACUUGGCCACGAGUUUCAACUACUGAGAUGGAAAACAAAUAGCUAACGGAUGUUAUACAAUUGCCAUCCAAUUUCUGAAGAAAUCUCAUAUAAGCACGGAAGGAAAACAAACAUAUUAAUGCCACAAACAAAAUAUUAUGUGCACUUUCUCCUCCUUUUUUUUUCAUCCUUGACUCCUGCAGUAUGUACAAACUCUAUAAUGUGUCUCUCCAAAUGAUAUUGCACCGUAACAUUUAUUUAGCUUCUAGCAAUAAAGUAUUCUCAA
Dioscorea cayenensis subsp. rotundata (Guinea yam) is the source of this 1422-nucleotide messenger RNA. RefSeq lists its product as uncharacterized. Lineage: Eukaryota; Viridiplantae; Streptophyta; Magnoliopsida; Dioscoreales; Dioscoreaceae. The transcript is spliced from 8 exons. The record is from RefSeq and is a predicted model, not a curated record. Bases 86 to 1054 code for a protein of 322 amino acids.